CGAGUGUACAUUUUAUGUCACAAGAACAGGAGGCCCAGCAAUUCUUGGACUCGAUACCUGCAGGAGGUUAAAUAUUGUGUCGGUCAAUACUGAAGUGAAAGCAGCUCCAAGCAGGAUUUUAAGUGAUAUGCCUAUCAAAAAUCGACCACCAAUCACAAACAAAAAGGAGAUGGAAGGACUAAGCAGAAAGGUCCACCACAUUGUAAAUGUGACAACCAAUAAGAGCAUGUACAAAGACAUAGAAAAGUACAAAACCUCACAACAAAAGGAGGAAAUGAUAUCUGGUGACAUCCCAAGAAGGCCAUGGCAAACUAUUGGAGUAGAUCUAUUCACAGAAGGCCAAGAAUGGUAUUUAAUAAUGGCCUGCUACUACUCCAAAUUUCCAUUUGUGAGAAAAGUGAAAGACCUGACAAGCAAAACAAUCACUACAGUGGCCCGAGGACUCCUAGCAGAGCAAGGAAUACCAGAGCAGAUCAUAUGUGACAAUGGAACCCAGUUCACGUCACAAGAAUUCAAAAAGCUAGCCGAUGAGUAUGGGUUCAAUAUUGCAACUUCAUCUCCACACUGCCCCAAAGGUCAUGGGUUUAUAGAAAGACAGGUGCAGACAGUGAAGAGAACACUAGUCAAAUGCCGGAAGACUAGGGAAGACCCACACCUGGCACUUAUGUCCCUACGAGCGACUCCACUGAGAGCUAAUAUGAAAUCCCCAGCAGAAUUGCUGAAUGGCAGGAAGUAUAAAACUACCCUGCCAACUAAGAUUCAACCUCCUAUUGACCAGAAAGAAACAAGGGCCAAGCUAGCAGCCACUCAAGAACAAGCACAGAGGCAUUGCAACAAACAUGCACAUUUACCUGAGAUGCUUGGAGGACAACAUGUGCAUACUCAAGAUCCCAUAACUAAAACAUGGAUCCCAGCAAAGGUUGUCAGUAGAGCUGAAACUCCAAGAUCAAAUAAGAUAGAAACAGAAUCUGGUAGGCAGCUGAAACAACAGGGCCCACAUCCGCCCAACACCAGAGCUGCCGAGGAAAACGUGUACAACACACCUCAGACACCGGUGCGAAGCAGAAGAUCCACCAGAUGGAGAAAGAACAUUCUGCCACCGGUUCGAUACCGCUAAAGAAAAAGAAAAGACAUGAUGAAAAUCCAUGGAGCAAGGGAGACUACUCAUAGUUGUCUUCACUGCCAAGAGACCCCCUUUUUUUUUUCAAGAAGAAGGGAUGUUACAUAUUCAUAUCUGUGUGUUUGCGAAUGCCAAACUACUCCAUACUCUUGGCACUAUUUGUUAGUGAACAAUACAAACUGUGUGUUAAGUAAACAAUGUAUCACUACACUAAUGUCGUCCGUAUA
Octopus sinensis (East Asian common octopus) is the source of this 1347-nucleotide messenger RNA. RefSeq lists its product as uncharacterized. Gene Ontology annotation, biological process: DNA integration. The transcript is spliced from 2 exons. Gene Ontology annotation, molecular function: nucleic acid binding. NCBI's taxonomy places the organism in Eukaryota, Metazoa, Mollusca, Cephalopoda, Octopoda, Octopodidae. The record is from RefSeq and is a predicted model, not a curated record. Bases 128 to 1117 code for a protein of 329 amino acids.